Nilaparvata lugens (brown planthopper) is the source of this 2046-nucleotide messenger RNA. RefSeq lists its product as uncharacterized. NCBI's taxonomy places the organism in Eukaryota, Metazoa, Arthropoda, Insecta, Hemiptera, Delphacidae. The record is from RefSeq and is a predicted model, not a curated record. The coding region runs from base 1112 to 1846 and encodes 244 amino acids. The transcript has a single exon.
AGAUGGAUGAAGGGUGAAGAUGAUUGUUCGUCCUCCAGGAAUGUUCAGGCGUCGCGGCGACAGAUCCAAAAGGGAGUUCGUCUUGUUCUCUCCUCAUCAGCGUUCAAUGACGUACGAUUCCAUCCAUGGUUGGAAGAAGUCGCCGGCCCUUUUACAGGCCGUAGUUAAAUUCUCGGCCCGAUACAGAAACCUGAUGACAAAUUUACAACAGAAUUAGAAACAUAAUAAUUACCAAUAUCUAAUAGGAUUGUAUUCAAUUGAUGAUCUAGGUAGAUCAUCAAAUAAAUACAAUCCACCGCUUCCUAUGAGGAAAUAAUAUUUUUAACAUACAUAAAUCGAACAUUUUCACUUUACACGUGAUGAAUUAUAUUCAAUGACAAUAAUAAAAAUACUCACCCAAAAGGGGUAUUGAAGAUCCGAAGUAUAGAGGGAAUCAAUCGUCAUCUUAUCUCAAGCUAUCCCAUUAUUACUGUAUAUUCUUUAAGGGGGACUUUACUUCUAAAUUACAAUAAUUGAAUUUUAAGUUACUUCAAAAGAUGUCCGAUUUACUUGGACAAUCAAUUAAAUUCUCCUGGAGAGAAUGAGAAUGUACCCCCAAACGAAAACAUUACUGGAAAUUGAAAGAAAAUCUCAAGAAACAGUUAACACUAUGACAGCUGGGAUUAGAAUGAUCGCUCUCCUUUUUCAGAGGCGUCCAGACUGAUCAGUUUUACCAUCAUACUUUAAAAUAUUUACCGAUCGCCUGAGAAUUUCUCUUCGCCCACUCUCUUUCUCCUCAGUAAAUAAGGAAGGUGAUACGUUCAAGCAAGAAGGAAACUAGGAGAGAAAAGUUAUUUCCCUUUUGCAAGUUUAGAAUUAUGGGAUUGAUUCAGCAUACUUCUGGCGUCUAGAUCUGUCGUGAGAAUAGAUAAUUCCAAGUGGGAUCGUGGGAAUCAAGGACUUUAAUAAGAUGCUGAUCAUAAUUAUAACGAUUUUAGAAAUGCUGGCUAAGUUGCCAAUGAACAAGAAUAAAUUUACUAUCUUUAUGGGAACUGAAAAUUACUUACUUAAGAUAUAAUAAAUUCCAUUUAAUAACUCAAAAUUUUGGUACACAACCUACAAAGUAAGAUUAAUGGAACUUAAUAUUAUGGAACUCAGACAACGACGCUGGGAAGAUAGAAUGACUUUUGAAGAGACAUUACGAAAACAUGAAAACGUUAAUAACACGGAAGAAAAAUUAAGUAAUGCUAAAAAGUUGAAAGGUAUGAAGACUACGGAUUACGGUGGUAGUGAGAGAAUUAGUAAUGGGAGGAAACAAUUGAGAAAGGAAAACUGGAAAACUCAAAGCACUCACUGCGAAUCACGCAAGAAAAGAAUCUUAAUGUUUGCUGAUGACACUGGCAGAUUAAUCUGUUCAAAGCUACAUAACAUGACUGAUUCGGAUACAACAGUUUCCGGAAAUGUAUUCUCGGGAGCUGGAUUGGACGUGAUUUUGGGUGCAGUCAGAUCGAACACAGAGCACAGGAAUUUUACAAAAAAUGAUGCAAUUGAUUUGACAGGUGGCUCUAAUGAUGUUAUGAAAUACCGUAAUAUUAAUAGACUUUUGAGAAGAAUUGAUGAGACAAUUGAAACUCUAAGGCAUACAAAUGUUAUAAUGUGUACACUGCCCUACAGAUACAAUCAGUUGCCACAAUCAACGUGUAAUAGAAUGAUUACCAGAUUCAAUGAAGGAGUUAAAAAUCUAACAGAGUAUCAUGGUACGUCGCUAAUUGAACUCAAUGACUUACAAACACAGGAUCACACAUCACUCAAUCAGCAUCUGAAUGGGAGAGGGAAGGUUCAGUUUUCCAAGAGGAUAAUGCAGUAAUUCAGAGCUCUUACAGCGAAAAUCUCAAAUUUACGGAAAGUCGAAGAUUCCAAUUUGAUUGAUCUCUCAUUGUCAACGAUAUCCGAUGAAGGUGACUCCAUUCUGAACAACUCAGACAUAACUUCUUUUGAACUGUCAAUACAUAAGGACUCUUGCGCUGAUGAUAAACAAAGUGGAACAAAUAAAAACUCUUCAACAAA